AUGAAAUACGUCGAUAAUGGCGCUCGCUACGUCUGCAUUAACAAAUGGCCUUUUUACGUCCUGCCGGAUAACCUCAUCCUGGGGAGUGGAUUCCGCGCUGUUGUCCCACCGGGCGAUGCGAGGGAGGGCUGGAACAGCAUCCGGGUGUUGCAUAAAGAGUUGCAUCUCCUCCAGGAGGGCAUAAAGGAAAACAGGAUCGUCGUGGCUUCGAAUCCCGCUCGCGAUCUCGCACUGUUCGAAGAUGGCCAAUAUGCUGGUUUCGAAGCUGACAAUGUCUCCGGCGAAUGCACCGUGGUUUCGCAUGCCCAUUUCUGGACCCGAUCCCAUGGGGCCAUGCUAAACCUCCGACAGGUCGGAGCUCUCGAAGAGUUGUCUCGCAGGUACAAAUUCUUUGCCGGCAUUGAAGUCGACAACCUAUUUCUCAGGGAGAAGGACAGAGACGGCUUGCGAGAUGUUGGGGGAAAGUACAGUCUCACCUGUUGCGGUGCGGUCAAGUUCCUUGGGCCUAGGCCGCCGUCCAUCACGAAUAGCCUCGAGCUAUACUACUUGUGCAUACAACUACUCGAAGAGCGAUAA
Messenger RNA from Cladophialophora immunda, 576 nucleotides. RefSeq lists its product as uncharacterized. The transcript has a single exon. The record is from RefSeq and is a predicted model, not a curated record. The coding region runs from base 1 to 576 and encodes 191 amino acids. NCBI's taxonomy places the organism in Eukaryota, Fungi, Ascomycota, Eurotiomycetes, Chaetothyriales, Herpotrichiellaceae.